CUUGGAGCAGUGAACAAUUUGAUUGCUGAUCCCAGAUAUCUUGGAGGAAGUGGAUGUGACGGCAGCCACGGCGGAGACGGAGAGGCGGGAAAGAAUACUCUAUACUCGGUGCCUGGCCGACUCGCGUCGCGGGAUGGAACCUCUCCCCCCGCGCUCUCCGCUCCUACGUGCCCUCGCUUCUGCUCCUCUCUCGGAUCAUCAGCCUGGCGGCCGGUCGCCGAGUGGCCGUAACGGCGGUGCCGAAGGAAGUGGGUAGAUUUCCCGAUCGUGAAAGAGAAAUGGCUUUUUGAUCGAUUAAUUAAUCGAGGAUGGCGACGGGCCGCGCACAGUGUUCCGCCUUUCCUUCUUUUUUAAAUCCUACUUGUUGUCAGAUUCGUCGCCGGGAAUCUUCUGCUGCUUCCCGAGUCAACAGUUCCGCCCGCGCUCUCGCGUAUAAAUCGGCACCGUCCCGUUUCCUGCUCUGCUUCGGAUUCUCCAGACGAUCAAUAAACUAGGAGCAUGGCAGAGACAGUGCGGCCGGGGAAUGCCAAGCCCAGGCUCCGGUGGACGCCGGACCUCCAUAGCCGCUUUGUCGACGCUGUCGCCAACCUCGGCGGACCAGACAAAGCAACGCCGAAAUCGGUUCUUAGACUGAUGGGCAUCAAGGGAUUGACGUUGUACCAUCUCAAAAGCCACUUGCAGAAAUAUAGAUUGGGAAGGCAGUCUCGAGGAGAUCAGAAAGCGAUGGAAACCAGCAAAUUAAGAAGCAGCAACUCGACCUGCAACAGUGUUUCCGGAGACAUGAGAAUUGCUGAGGCCUUCCGGUACCAGUUAGAAGUCGAAAGAAGACUACAGGAUCAGCUCGAAGUGCAAAAGAAACUGCAAUCGAGAAUUGAGGCCCAAGGAAGAUACUUGCAAGCGAUAUUAGAGAAAGCCCUCAGCACCAUCUCGCUCGCCGGCGUGAAACCCUCUGCGUCUUCCCAGUACCAACUCCAAGCAGACUGCGAGCUGAAUCCAAAAUUAGGCUUCCAGCUCUAUGGAGAGGGGGAGCAGGAAGAGCUUCGAGACGCCAAGCUGCUGGACCUGAACGUGAAAGGAGGGAGCUGCUGUGAAUCGUUGGGUGGAGGAAGAGGAAGUGAUCUGAAUCUGCAAAUUUGAUCAGAAAUUUAUCUGAUCGAUGAUGAAUGAUUUCAAAUAUUCGAUUGCAAAAGUAGUAUUGAUCAAUACAUUUAGCCACGACUAUUUGGUCA
This is a messenger RNA of Zingiber officinale, 1229 nucleotides long. Its product is annotated as protein PHR1-LIKE 2-like. The record is from RefSeq and is a predicted model, not a curated record. Bases 499 to 1137 code for a protein of 212 amino acids. Lineage: Eukaryota; Viridiplantae; Streptophyta; Magnoliopsida; Zingiberales; Zingiberaceae. The transcript has 5 exons. Gene Ontology annotation, molecular function: DNA binding; DNA-binding transcription factor activity.